Molecule: messenger RNA, 1603 nt
Organism: Schistocerca cancellata (South American locust)
Lineage: Eukaryota; Metazoa; Arthropoda; Insecta; Orthoptera; Acrididae
Product: soma ferritin-like
Exons: 3
Coding region: 92-604 (170 amino acids)
Biological process (GO): iron ion transport; intracellular iron ion homeostasis
Cellular component (GO): cytoplasm
Molecular function (GO): ferrous iron binding; ferric iron binding
Source: RefSeq, a predicted model, not a curated record
UUGACACUUCGACGUUUGGGAGCCCACAGGCGAGUGACGGAUCAAAGUAGCUCUCUGAUUAGCAGACACCGAAUAAUACUUCUGCUAGAAAAUGACAGAGAGUCAAGUUCGUCAGAAUUUUCACAAAGAUAGUGAAGAUGCCAUUAAUAAACAAAUAAAUAUGGAACUUUAUGCAAGCUAUGUGUAUUUGUCAAUGGCUUACUACUUUGAUCGUGAUGAUGUUGCGUUACCUGGUCUACACAAGUACUUCAAGCAAGCAUCAGAGGAAGAAAGAGAGCAUGCUACAAAGUUUAUGAAAUACAUGAAUAAGCGUGGAGGUCGAAUUGUUCUCAGCUGUAUUAAUGCUCCAGAUUACAACGAGUGGGGAACAGCAGAAGGUGCAAUGCGUGAAGCAUUGCAGUUGGAGAAAAAAGUAAACCAGAGUCUCUUGGAUCUCCACAAAAUUGCCACAGCUCGUGAUGAUGCUAAUCUUUGUGACUUCUUGGAGACAGAAUUUUUACAAGAACAAGUGGAUUCUAUUAAAGAUAUUGCAGAUAAGCUCACAAAUAUUUGCCGUGUAGGCGAAGGUUUAGGAAUUUUUGUAUUUGAUAGAGAAUUACAUUAAGAUUUAAAAUUAUCGAUCUUCACUUGGUACUGCUUUACAUUUGUGCAUCAUAGUAUCUAGUCAGUUCUCAUAAAUUUCAAGCCAUAAAGCUGUUUUACUGCUGCACAUUAUACUUGUCCUCAUUUCUGAGGGCUAUUGAAGUGUUUGUCAACAGCCACAAAUGUUAUUGGUAUUUUACUUUGUAGUUUUAAGUACGGCAAUUAUACAAUUGUGUAAAAACUGUUAUGUUAUUGAACAGAUUACUAUUUAUGUACAAAGAUUUUUUUAUCUUUUAUAGAUUUUUAAAAUUUUAUAUUUUUAUGUUUAUAUCCUUAUAUUCCUAUCACAGAACAUAUAUUGUUUUUUAAACCUAAGGCAGUUAAUUUGGGUUCAUAAUCACAUUCCUCAGACCUGAAUACACACAGUUUGCUAAUCAUAUUGAGUGGACAUGUGUAAAAUUUAAGUACCACAAUGCGCAGUUAUAAUAAACAUGCUGAUUCUCUGAAGAAACAAUCCAAUAUCUAUCUGUGAUGUUUUUGGUCUAUCUAAUUGAACUUAUUGUGUGAUCUCAACAAAUUAAAUACUUUUCUCAUUUUCAUCAUGCUCUUCUGCGAAUGCAUUGAUGCAAAUGACAACAGCCAUUUGUAUAUCUCCCUCAAAAUACUUCUUAAAAAGGUUUGUAUCAAUAUUAUGAAUUAUACUUGAAUAUAAUUACAUUCCAUCCUGGAUUUUCCUUUGUUUGUUGUAUAAAAUUUUUCUUAUUUUUAUUAUUAUUUUUUUAGUCUUAAUACAGAACUAUCACAUUGUUGCCCUGCAUUUAGUUUUCCCUCAGAAUUUCAUGGCAUGAACACAGUGUCUUCAUAAACUGUAAAUGGUGCUCACUUCUCAAAGCAUCAUGCCACUAUUCCCUGUGUUUGCGUGUUCACUAUCUGCCAGACCAAUAAGUGACAACUAGCUAAUACAAAUAGCUCUUUUUCCUGAAGCACAGUUUCACCUUGUUCAUCAAAAGGAACCUGCACC